GGCCGCGGACUCGUAGCGGGCGCGGUGUCUCGAGCUCCCUCCCGGUUCUCUCCACUCUCCCUCUCGCUUCUUCUCUCUCGCUCGCUCGCCAUGUCGGAGCCCGGCGGCGGCGGCGGAGGCGGCGGCGACGACGGCCCCGGCGGCCUGGAGGUGUCGGCGGUGCAGAACGUGGCGGACGUGGCGGUGCUGCAGAAGCACCUGCGCAAGCUGGUGCCGCUGCUGCUGGAGGACGGCGGCGACGCGCCGGCCGCGCUGGAGGCGGCGCUGGAGGAGAAGAGCGCGCUGGAGCAGAUGCGCAAGUUCCUGGCCGACCCGCAGGUGCACACGGUGCUGGUGGAGCGCUCCACGCUCAAAGAGGAUGUUGGCGAUGAAGGCGAGGAAGAGAAAGAGUUCAUCUCUUACAACAUCAACAUCGACAUCCACUAUGGAAUCAAGUCCAAUAGCCUGGCCUUCAUUAAACGGACUCCAGUCAUCGACGCAGACAAGCCCGUGUCUUCUCAGCUUCGAGUCCUCACGCUUAGCGAAGACUCCCCAUAUGAGACUCUGCACUCCUUCAUUAGCAAUGCGGUGGCUCCUUUUUUCAAGUCCUAUAUCCGAGAGUCUGGCAAGGCAGAUAGGGACGGUGACAAAAUGGCCCCAUCAGUGGAGAAGAAGAUUGCAGAAUUGGAAAUGGGACUCCUGCACCUUCAGCAGAACAUCGAGAUCCCAGAGAUCAGCCUGCCCAUCCACCCCAUUAUCACCAACGUCGCCAAGCAGUGCUAUGAGCGGGGGGAGAAGCCCAAGGUCACGGACUUUGGUGACAAGGUCGAAGACCCCACCUUCCUCAACCAGCUGCAAUCUGGGGUCAACCGCUGGAUCCGGGAGAUUCAGAAGGUGACCAAACUUGACCGAGAUCCAGCCUCAGGAACGGCCUUACAGGAAAUUAGUUUCUGGCUGAACUUGGAGCGCGCACUAUACCGAAUUCAGGAGAAACGGGAGAGCCCGGAGGUCCUGCUCACCCUGGAUAUCCUGAAGCAUGGCAAGCGCUUCCAUGCCACUGUCAGCUUUGACACGGACACUGGUCUGAAACAGGCUUUGGAAACAGUGAAUGACUACAACCCUCUGAUGAAAGAUUUCCCGCUCAAUGAUUUGCUGUCUGCCACUGAGCUGGACAAGAUCAGGCAGGCUCUCGUGGCCAUCUUCACCCACUUGCGGAAGAUCCGGAACACCAAGUAUCCCAUCCAGCGGGCACUUCGUCUGGUGGAGGCCAUUUCCAGAGACUUGAGCUCUCAGUUGCUCAAAGUCUUAGGCACCAGGAAGCUGAUGCAUGUGGCCUAUGAGGAAUUCGAGAAAGUCAUGGUGGCAUGUUUCGAGGUCUUCCAGACAUGGGAUGAUGAGUACGAGAAGCUGCAGGUGCUGCUGAGGGACAUUGUCAAGCGGAAGCGUGAGGAGAACCUGAAAAUGGUCUGGAGGAUUAACCCAGCACACCGGAAGCUCCAGGCCCGCCUGGAUCAGAUGCGGAAGUUCCGUCGGCAGCAUGAGCAGCUCAGGGCCGUGAUCGUGAGGGUGCUCAGGCCACAGGUCACAGCGGUGGCGCAGCAGAACCAGGGUGAGGUGCCAGAGCCGCAGGACAUGAAGGUGGCUGAGGUGCUGUUCGAUGCAGCUGAUGCCAAUGCCAUCGAGGAGGUGAACCUGGCAUACGAGAACGUCAAGGAGGUGGACGGGCUGGACGUGUCCAAGGAAGGCACUGAGGCCUGGGAGGCGGCCAUGAAGCGCUACGAUGAGCGCAUCGACCGCGUGGAGACCCGCAUCACGGCACGGCUGCGUGACCAGCUGGGUACCGCCAAGAAUGCCAAUGAGAUGUUCCGCAUCUUCUCGCGCUUCAACGCGCUCUUCGUCCGGCCACACAUCCGGGGAGCCAUCCGCGAGUACCAGACGCAGCUGAUUCAGCGCGUAAAGGACGACAUCGAGUCACUGCACGACAAGUUCAAGGUCCAGUACCCGCAGAGCCAGGCCUGUAAGAUGAGCCACGUGCGGGACCUGCCGCCCGUGUCAGGCUCCAUCAUCUGGGCCAAGCAGAUCGACCGGCAGCUGACAGCCUACAUGAAGCGUGUGGAAGACGUGCUGGGCAAGGGCUGGGAGAACCACGUGGAGGGCCAGAAGCUCAAGCAGGACGGCGACAGCUUCCGCAUGAAGCUCAAUACACAGGAGAUCUUCGAUGAUUGGGCACGCAAGGUGCAGCAGCGCAAUCUGGGUGUGUCAGGCCGUAUCUUCACCAUUGAGAGCGCGCGUGUGCGUGGCCGCACGGGUACCGUCCUGCGUCUCAAAGUCAACUUCCUGCCCGAGAUCAUCACACUGUCCAAAGAAGUUCGCAACCUCAAGUGGCUGGGCUUCCGAGUGCCUCUAGCCAUCGUCAACAAGGCACACCAGGCCAACCAACUGUACCCAUUUGCCAUCUCACUCAUUGAGAGUGUCCGCACCUACGAGCGCACUUGUGAGAAGGUAGAGGAGCGCAGUAGCAUCUCACUGCUGGUGGCCGGCCUCAAGAAGGAGGUGCAGGCGCUCAUUGCCGAGGGUAUCGCGCUUGUCUGGGAGUCCUACAAGCUUGACCCCUAUGUGCAGCGCCUGGCUGAGAACGUCUUCAACUUCCAGGAAAAGGUGGACGACCUGCUCAUCAUCGAAGAGAAGAUCGACCUAGAGGUGCGCUCACUGGAGACCUGCAUGUAUGACCACAAGACUUUCUCUGAGAUCCUGAACCGGGUGCAGAAGGCCGUGGAUGACCUGAACCUGCAUUCCUACUCCAACCUGCCCAUCUGGGUCAAUAAGCUAGACAUGGAGAUUGAGCGGAUCCUAGGUGUGCGCCUGCAGGCAGGCCUGAGGGCUUGGACCCAGGUGCUAUUGGGACAAGCCGAAGACAAGGCUGAAGUGGACAUGGACACAGACGCCCCGCAAGUCAGUCACAAGCCUGGCGGAGAGCCCAAGAUCAAAAAUGUGGUGCAUGAGCUGCGGAUCACCAACCAGGUCAUCUACCUGAACCCGCCCAUUGAGGAGUGCCGCUACAAGCUCUACCAGGAGAUGUUUGCCUGGAAGAUGGUGGUGCUGGCCCUGCCCCGCAUUCAGAGCCAACGCUACCAGGUUGGUGUUCACUAUGAGCUGACAGAAGAGGAAAAAUUCUACCGGAACGCUCUGACGCGCAUGCCUGACGGCCCUGUGGCUCUGGAAGAGUCUUACUCUGCCGUCAUGGGCAUUGUGACUGAGGUCGAGCAGUAUGUCAAGGUCUGGCUACAGUACCAGUGUCUGUGGGACAUGCAGGCCGAAAACAUCUACAACCGACUAGGGGAGGAUCUCAACAAAUGGCAGGCCCUGCUGGUUCAGAUACGGAAGGCCCGGGGCACCUUCGACAAUGCCGAGACCAAGAAGGAGUUUGGGCCCGUGGUCAUAGACUACGGCAAGGUACAGUCCAAAGUGAACCUCAAGUACGACUCCUGGCAUAAGGAGGUGCUCAGCAAGUUCGGGCAGAUGCUGGGGACCAACAUGACAGAAUUCCACUCCCAGAUCUCCAAGUCCCGUCAAGAGCUGGAGCAACACUCAGUGGACACGGCUAGCACUUCUGAUGCAGUGACCUUCAUCACUUAUGUGCAGUCACUAAAACGGAAGAUCAAGCAGUUUGAGAAGCAAGUUGAGCUCUACCGAAAUGGGCAGCGCCUUCUCGAAAAGCAGCGGUUCCAAUUCCCACCUUCUUGGCUCUACAUCGACAACAUCGAGGGCGAGUGGGGCGCCUUCAACGACAUCAUGAGGCGGAAGGACUCGGCCAUCCAGCAGCAGGUGGCCAACCUGCAGAUGAAGAUCGUGCAGGAGGACCGUGCCGUGGAGAGCCGUACCACUGACCUGCUCACUGACUGGGAGAAGACCAAGCCUGUCACGGGCAACCUGCGGCCAGAGGAGGCACUGCAGGCCCUCACCAUCUAUGAGGGCAAGUUCGGGCGCCUGAAGGACGACCGUGAGAAGUGCGCCAAGGCCAAGGAGGCACUGGAGCUCACUGACUCAGGUCUCCUGGGUGGCAGCGAGGAACGCGUCCAGGUGGCCCUAGAAGAGCUGCAAGAUCUCAAAGGCGUUUGGUCAGAGCUUUCCAAGGUCUGGGAACAGAUUGACCAGAUGAAGGAACAGCCAUGGGUGUCCGUGCAACCCAGGAAGCUGCGGCAGAACCUAGAUGGGCUCCUAAACCAGCUGAAGAAUUUCCCAGCACGUCUUCGACAGUAUGCUUCCUAUGAGUUUGUGCAGCGACUCCUGAAGACCUAUCUGAAGAUCAACAUGCUGGUGAUUGAGCUCAAGUCAGAGGCCCUGAAGGACCGGCACUGGAAGCAGCUGAUGAAGAGGCUACACGUGAACUGGGUGGUGUCCGAACUCACUCUGGGUCAAAUCUGGGACGUGGACCUGCAGAAGAACGAGGCCAUAGUCAAGGAUGUGCUGUUGGUGGCGCAGGGCGAGAUGGCGCUGGAGGAGUUUCUGAAGCAGAUCCGGGAAGUGUGGAACACAUACGAGCUGGACCUGGUCAACUACCAGAACAAGUGCCGCCUCAUCCGCGGCUGGGACGACCUCUUCAACAAGGUCAAGGAGCACAUCAAUAGCGUGUCGGCCAUGAAGCUGUCCCCCUACUACAAGGUGUUUGAGGAGGACGCCCUGAGCUGGGAGGACAAGCUGAACCGCAUCAUGGCACUGUUUGACGUGUGGAUUGAUGUGCAGCGCCGCUGGGUCUACCUGGAAGGCAUCUUCACAGGCAGUGCUGACAUCAAGCACCUCCUGCCUGUGGAGACCCAGCGCUUCCAGAGCAUCAGCAUGGAGUUCCUGGCACUGAUGAAGAAAGUGUCCAAGUCCCCCCUCGUGAUGGAUGUUCUGAACAUUCAGGGGGUACAGCGAUCGCUGGAAAGGUUGGCGGAUCUGCUCGGAAAGAUCCAGAAAGCUUUGGGAGAGUACCUGGAAAGAGAGCGGUCGUCAUUCCCCAGGUUCUAUUUUGUGGGUGAUGAAGAUUUGCUGGAAAUCAUCGGAAACAGCAAGAAUGUUGCAAAGCUACAGAAGCACUUCAAGAAGAUGUUUGCUGGCGUGUCAAGCAUUAUCCUAAACGAGGAUAACUCUGUCGUCCUGGGCAUCUCAUCUCGAGAAGGCGAGGAGGUGAUGUUUAAAACCCCUGUGUCCAUCACCGAGCACCCCAAAAUCAACGAGUGGCUCACACUGGUCGAAAAGGAGAUGAGAGUCACACUGGCUAAGCUUCUGGCCGAAUCGGUCACAGAGGUGGAGAUCUUUGGCAAAGCUACGUCAAUUGACCCAAGUACUUACAUCACAUGGAUCGAUAAGUACCAGGCCCAGCUGGUGGUCCUGUCAGCUCAAAUCGCUUGGUCAGAGAAUGUGGAAACUGCCCUCAACAGCAUCGGAGGCAGUGGGGAUGCAGCAGCUCUGCACUCAGUGCUCAGCAAUGUGGAGGUCACUCUCAAUGUGUUGGCUGACUCUGUGCUUAUGGAGCAGCCACCACUGCGGAGACGGAAGCUGGAGCACUUGAUCACAGAGCUGGUUCACCAGAGAGAUGUCACCCGCUCCUUGAUCAAGAGCAAGAUCGACAACCCCAAGUCCUUUGAGUGGCUCAGCCAGAUGCGCUUCUACUUCGACCCCAAGCAGACUGACGUGUUGCAGCAAUUGUCCAUCCAGAUGGCCAACGCCAAGUUCAACUAUGGCUUUGAGUACCUGGGCGUCCAGGACAAGCUGGUGCAGACGCCCCUCACUGACCGUUGUUAUUUGACCAUGACACAAGCCCUGGAGGCCAGGCUGGGGGGUUCCCCAUUUGGCCCUGCUGGUACUGGAAAGACGGAGUCUGUCAAGGCCCUUGGCCAUCAGCUUGGCCGCUUUGUCUUGGUUUUCAACUGUGACGAGACCUUUGAUUUCCAGGCCAUGGGGCGCAUCUUCGUGGGGCUCUGCCAGGUGGGUGCCUGGGGCUGCUUCGAUGAGUUUAACCGGCUGGAGGAGCGGAUGCUGUCGGCCGUGUCUCAGCAGGUUCAGUGCAUCCAGGAGGCGCUGCGCGAGCACUCAAACCCCAACUACGACAAGACCUCUGCGCCCAUCACCUGUGAACUGCUCAACAAGCAGGUGAAAGUGAGCCCAGACAUGGCUAUCUUCAUCACUAUGAACCCUGGCUACGCUGGCCGAUCCAACCUCCCUGACAACCUCAAGAAGCUCUUCCGGAGUCUGGCCAUGACCAAGCCAGAUCGGCAACUGAUCGCGCAGGUGAUGCUGUACUCGCAGGGCUUCCGCACAGCUGAGGUGCUGGCCAACAAGAUUGUGCCCUUCUUCAAGCUCUGUGAUGAGCAGCUGUCAUCCCAGAGCCACUAUGACUUUGGCCUCCGUGCGCUCAAGAGUGUGCUGGUGAGUGCCGGCAAUGUGAAGAGAGAGAGGAUCCAGAGAAUCAAGAGGGAGAAGGAAGAACGUGGAGAAGCAGUCGAUGAAGGGGAGAUUGCAGAGAACCUUCCUGAACAAGAGAUCCUAAUCCAGAGCGUCUGUGAGACCAUGGUGCCCAAGCUGGUAGCUGAGGACAUCCCGCUGCUCUUCAGCCUCCUGUCAGAUGUGUUUCCUGGGGUCCAGUACCACCGGGGAGAGAUGACUGCACUUCGGGAGGAGCUGAAGAAAGUGUGUCAGGAGAUGUACCUGACUUAUGGCGACGGGGAGGAGGUUGGCGGCAUGUGGGUGGAAAAGGUGCUGCAGCUCUACCAGAUAACUCAGAUAAACCAUGGCCUCAUGAUGGUUGGGCCCUCAGGCAGCGGCAAAAGCAUGGCCUGGCGAGUCCUGCUCAAGGCCCUGGAGCGGCUAGAGGGCGUGGAGGGUGUGGCCCACAUCAUUGACCCUAAGGCCAUCAGCAAAGACCACCUGUAUGGGACUCUGGAUCCCAACACCCGUGAAUGGACAGAUGGACUCUUCACACAUGUCCUGCGAAAGAUCAUCGACAAUGUGCGCGGGGAGCUACAGAAGCGCCAGUGGAUAGUCUUUGACGGUGAUGUGGAUCCCGAGUGGGUGGAGAACCUGAACUCAGUGCUGGAUGACAACAAGCUCCUGACACUGCCCAAUGGGGAACGCCUCAGCCUCCCGCCUAAUGUACGGAUCAUGUUCGAGGUGCAAGACCUGAAGUAUGCCACCCUGGCCACUGUGUCACGCUGCGGCAUGGUGUGGUUCAGCGAGGACGUGCUGAGCACAGACAUGAUCUUCAACAACUUCCUGGCCAGACUGCGCAGUAUCCCCCUGGAUGAGGGCGAGGAGGAGGCACAGCGCCGGCGCAAGGGCAAAGAGGAUGAGGGAGAGGAAGCAGCAUCCCCCAUGCUACAGAUCCAGCGGGACGCAGCCACCAUCAUGCAGCCAUACUUCACAUCCAACGGCCUGGUCACCAAGGCACUAGAGCACGCCUUCAAGCUGGAGCACAUCAUGGAUGUGACACGCUUGCGCUGCCUGGGCUCCCUCUUCUCCAUGCUGCACCAGGCCUGCCGCAACGUGGCGCAGUACAACAGCAACCACCCCGACUUCCCCAUGCAGAUCGAGCAGCUGGAGCGCUACAUCCAGCGCUAUCUGGUGUACGCCAUCCUUUGGUCUUUGUCUGGGGAUAGUCGGCUGAAAAUGCGAGCAGAGCUGGGGGAGUACAUCCGGAGAAUCACCACUGUACCACUGCCCGCCGCCCCCAAUGUCCCCAUCAUCGACUACGAGGUGUCCAUCAGCGGUGAGUGGGUGCCGUGGCAGGCCAAGGUGCCUCAGAUCGAAGUGGAGACCCACAAGGUGGCUGCCCCAGACGUGGUGGUACCUACCCUGGACACAGUCCGCCACGAGGCUCUCCUCUAUACCUGGCUGGCUGAGCACAAGCCGCUGGUGCUAUGUGGGCCACCAGGCUCCGGCAAGACCAUGACACUCUUCAGUGCCCUCCGGGCUUUGCCGGACAUGGAGGUCGUGGGUCUCAACUUCUCCAGUGCCACCACACCCGAGCUCCUACUGAAGACCUUCGACCACUACUGCGAGUACCGGCGCACGCCCAAUGGUGUGGUGCUGGCUCCUGUGCAGCUGGGCAAGUGGCUGGUGCUGUUCUGUGACGAGAUCAACCUGCCUGACAUGGACAAAUACGGGACACAGAGGGUCAUCUCCUUCAUCAGACAGAUGGUGGAGCAUGGCGGCUUCUACCGAACUUCUGACCAAACCUGGGUGAAGCUCGAGAGGAUCCAGUUUGUUGGAGCCUGUAAUCCUCCAACGGACCCCGGCAGGAAGCCUCUCUCACACAGGUUCCUGCGCCAUGUGCCUGUCGUCUACGUGGACUACCCGGGACCUGCCUCGCUGACGCAGAUCUAUGGCACCUUCAACCGUGCCAUGCUUCGGCUCAUCCCGUCCCUUCGCACCUACGCCGAGCCACUCACCGCCGCCAUGGUGGAGUUCUACACCAUGUCUCAGGAGCGGUUCACACAGGACACGCAGCCCCACUACAUCUAUUCCCCCCGAGAGAUGACGCGUUGGGUGAGGGGCAUCUUCGAGGCACUCAGGCCCCUGGAGACUCUGCCAGUCGAGGGCCUCAUUCGCAUCUGGGCACAUGAAGCGCUGCGUCUCUUCCAGGACAGGCUCGUGGAGGAUGAGGAGCGGCGUUGGACAGACGAGAACAUUGACAUGGUGGCCCUGAAGCACUUCCCGAACAUAGACAAGGAGAAGGCCAUGAGCCGACCCAUCCUCUACAGCAACUGGCUGUCUAAGGAUUACAUCCCAGUAGAUCAAGAAGAGUUGCGAGACUAUGUCAAAGCACGGCUGAAAGUCUUCUAUGAAGAGGAGCUCGACGUUCCUCUAGUCCUGUUCAAUGAAGUGUUGGAUCACGUGCUUAGGAUCGACCGGAUAUUCCGACAGCCUCAAGGCCACUUGCUUCUGAUCGGUGUUAGUGGCGCGGGGAAGACCACGCUGUCCCGCUUCGUGGCCUGGAUGAAUGGGCUGAGCGUAUACCAGAUCAAGGUGCACAGGAAGUACACGGGGGAGGACUUUGACGAGGAUCUCAGGACUGUGUUGCGGCGCUCCGGCUGCAAGAACGAGAAGAUUGCCUUCAUCAUGGACGAGUCCAAUGUGCUGGAUUCGGGCUUCCUAGAGCGUAUGAAUACUCUGCUGGCCAAUGGAGAGGUCCCUGGGCUGUUUGAAGGGGAUGAGUACGCCACCCUGAUGACACAGUGUAAGGAGGGUGCCCAGAAGGAAGGCUUGAUGCUGGACUCGCACGAGGAACUAUACAAGUGGUUCACCAGCCAGGUUAUCCGUAACCUCCAUGUGGUCUUCACCAUGAACCCGUCCUCUGAGGGCCUCAAGGACAGGGCAGCCACAUCCCCUGCCCUCUUCAACAGGUGUGUGCUGAACUGGUUCGGGGACUGGCCCACAGAAGCCCUGUACCAGGUGGGUAGGGAGUUCACCAGCAAGAUGGACCUAGAGAAGCCCAGCUACAUUGCACCUGACUACAUGCCAGUGGUAUAUGACAAGCUUCCACAGCCGCCAACACACCGAGAGGCCAUAGUCAACAGCUGUGUGUUCGUGCACCAGACACUCCACCAGGCAAAUGCCCGGCUGGCCAAGCGCGGAGGCAGGACCAUGGCCAUCACUCCCCGCCACUACCUGGACUUUAUCAACCACUACGCUGAUCUCUUCCACGAGAAGCGCAGUGAGCUGGAAGAGCAGCAGGUGCACCUGAACGUGGGGCUGCGCAAGAUCAAAGAGACCGUGGACCAGGUGGAGGAGCUACGCCGAGACCUGCGGAUCAAAAGCCAAGAGCUGGAGGUGAAGAAUGCAGCAGCCAAUGACAAGCUCAAGAAGAUGGUCAAGGACCAGCAGGAGGCCGAGAAGAAAAAGGUCAUGAGCCAGGAGAUCCAGGAGCAGCUGCACAAGCAGCAGGAAGUCAUUGCUGACAAGCAGAUGAGCGUCAAGGAGGACCUGGACAAGGUGGAGCCUGCUGUGAUCGAGGCCCAGAACGCCGUGAAGUCCAUCAAGAAGCAGCACCUGGUGGAGGUGCGGUCCAUGGCCAACCCUCCCGGUGCUGUGAAGCUGGCGCUUGAGUCCAUCUGCCUGCUGCUGGGUGAAAGCACCACAGACUGGAAGCAGAUCCGCUCCAUCAUCAUGCGGGAGAACUUCAUCCCCACCAUUGUCAACUUCUCAGCUGAGGAAAUUAGUGAUGCCAUAAGGGAGAAAAUGAAGAAGAACUACAUGUCCAACCCCAGUUACAAUUAUGAGAUUGUCAACCGGGCGUCCCUGGCCUGCGGCCCCAUGGUCAAGUGGGCCAUCGCACAGCUUAACUACGCCGACAUGCUGAAGCGCGUGGAGCCACUUCGUAAUGAGCUGCAGAAACUAGAGGACGAUGCCAAGGACAACCAGCAGAAGGCCAAUGAGGUGGAGCAGAUGAUCCGAGACCUGGAGGCCAGCAUUGCCCGAUACAAGGAAGAGUAUGCCGUGCUCAUCUCUGAGGCCCAGGCCAUCAAGGCUGACCUGGCUGCCGUGGAGGCCAAGGUGAACCGAAGCACGGCCCUUCUCAAGAGCCUGUCAGCUGAGCGUGAACGCUGGGAGAAAACCAGUGAGACCUUCAAGAAUCAGAUGUCCACCAUUGCCGGGGACUGCCUGCUUUCAGCUGCCUUCAUUGCCUACGCUGGCUAUUUUGACCAGCAGAUGCGUCAGAACCUCUUCACCACCUGGUCCCAUCACCUGCAGCAGGCCAACAUCCAGUUCCGCACAGACAUCGCCCGGACCGAGUACCUGUCCAAUGCCGACGAGCGCCUCCGCUGGCAGGCCAGCUCACUGCCAGCUGAUGAUCUGUGCACCGAGAAUGCCAUCAUGCUGAAGCGCUUCAACAGGUACCCGCUCAUCAUCGACCCGUCAGGCCAGGCCACAGAGUUCAUCAUGAACGAGUUCAAGGACCGCAAGAUCACGCGUACCAGCUUCCUGGACGAUGCCUUCCGGAAGAACCUGGAAAGCGCCCUACGCUUUGGGAACCCGCUGCUGGUCCAGGAUGUGGAGAGCUAUGACCCUGUGCUGAACCCCGUCCUGAACCGAGAGGUCCGACGCACAGGAGGCAGAGUCCUGAUCACCCUCGGUGACCAGGACAUAGAUUUGUCACCGUCUUUCGUCAUCUUCCUGUCUACCCGAGACCCAACUGUGGAGUUCCCGCCCGACCUCUGCUCCCGCGUCACCUUUGUCAACUUCACCGUGACCCGAAGCAGCCUGCAGAGCCAGUGUCUAAAUGAGGUGCUCAAAGCUGAGAGGCCUGAUGUGGACGAGAAGCGCUCGGACCUCCUCAAGCUGCAGGGGGAGUUUCAGCUGCGGUUGCGCCAGCUGGAAAAGUCACUGCUCCAGGCCCUGAAUGAGGUCAAGGGCCGCAUUCUGGAUGAUGACACCAUCAUCACCACCUUGGAGAACCUCAAGAAGGAGGCUGCUGAGGUAACCCGCAAGGUGGAGGAGACAGACAUCGUGAUGCAGGAAGUAGAGACCGUGUCGCAGCAGUACCUGCCACUAUCCACCGCCUGCAGCAGCAUCUACUUCACCAUGGAGUCCCUGAAGCAGAUCCACUUCCUGUACCAGUACUCGCUACAGUUCUUCCUGGACAUUUACCACAAUGUCCUGUAUGAGAAUCCCAACCUGAAGGGCGUUACAGACCACACACAGCGCCUCUGCAGUAUCACCAAGGACCUCUUCCAGGUGGCCUUCAACCGGGUUGCACGGGGCAUGCUGCACCAGGACCACAUCACCUUUGCCAUGCUGCUGGCCAGGAUCAAGCUCAAGGGCACUAUUGGGGAGCCCACCUAUGAUGCUGAGUUCCAGCACUUCCUGCGUGGGAAGGAGAUUGUGCUGAGUGCCGGCUCUACCCCCAAGAUCCAGGGCCUGACCGUGGAGCAAGCUGAGGCAGUCGUGAGGUUGAGUUGCCUCCCAGCCUUCAAAGACCUGAUCGCCAAGGUCCAGGCAGAUGAACAAUUCGGCAUCUGGCUGGAGAGCAGCUCCCCGGAGCAGACGGUGCCAUACCUCUGGAAUGAGGACACCCCUGCCACGCCCAUUGGACAGGCCAUCCACCGCCUGCUGCUGAUCCAGGCCUUCCGACCUGACCGCCUGCUGGCCAUGGCUCACGUGUUCGUGUCCACCAAUCUUGGCGAGUCCUUCAUGUCCAUCAUGGAGCAGCCACUGGACCUGACGCACAUCGUGGACACGGAGGUGAAGCCCAACACGCCUGUCCUCAUGUGCUCGGUGCCUGGGUAUGACGCCAGCGGGCACGUGGAAGACCUGGCAGCUGAGCAGAACACGCAGAUCACCUCCAUCGCUAUCGGCUCAGCCGAGGGCUUCAACCAGGCAGACAAGGCCAUCAACACAGCCGUGAAAUCGGGCAGGUGGGUGAUGCUCAAGAACGUGCACCUGGCACCAGGGUGGCUGAUGCAGCUGGAGAAGAAACUGCACUCACUGCAGCCACAUGCCUGCUUCCGGCUCUUCCUUACCAUGGAGAUCAACCCCAAGGUGCCUGUGAACCUGCUUCGUGCAGGCCGCAUCUUCGUGUUUGAGCCACCCCCUGGGGUGAAGGCCAACAUGCUUCGGACUUUCAGCAGCAUCCCUGUCUCCCGGAUAUGCAAGUCCCCCAACGAGCGGGCCCGCCUCUACUUCCUGUUGGCCUGGUUCCAUGCUGUCAUUCAAGAGCGUUUGCGCUACGCACCCCUGGGAUGGUCCAAGAAGUACGAGUUUGGGGAGUCUGAUCUGCGGUCGGCCUGCGACACGGUGGACACGUGGCUGGACGACACCGCUAAGGGGAGGCAGAACAUCUCCCCGGAUAAGAUCCCCUGGUCAGCCCUGAAGACCCUAAUGGCUCAGUCCAUCUAUGGUGGCCGCGUGGACAACGAGUUUGACCAACGGCUGCUCAACACCUUCCUGGAGCGUCUCUUCACCACCAAGAGCUUUGACAGCGAGUUCAAGCUGGCCUGCAAAGUGGAUGGCCACAAGGACAUUCAGAUGCCCGAUGGCAUCAGGCGCGAGGAGUUUGUGCAGUGGGUGGAGCUGCUGCCUGAUGCCCAGACGCCCUCCUGGCUGGGGCUGCCCAACAACGCUGAGCGGGUCCUGCUCACCACGCAGGGUGUGGACAUGAUCAGUAAGAUGCUGAAGAUGCAGAUGCUGGAAGACGAGGAUGACCUGGCCUAUGCUGAGACGGAGAAGAAGACGCGCACCGACUCCACAGCUGACGGCCGUCCCACCUGGAUGCGGACCCUGCACACUACUGCCUGCAACUGGCUGCAGCUCAUCCCACAGACGCUUGGCCACCUCAAGCGCACAGUGGACAAUAUCAAGGACCCACUAUUCCGCUUCUUCGAGCGGGAGGUGAAGAUGGGUGCCAAGCUGCUGCAGGACGUGCGGCAGGACCUGGCCGACGUGGUACAGGUGUGUGAGGGAAAGAAGAAACAAACCAACUACCUGCGGACGCUCAUCAAUGAGCUGGUGAAAGGGAUCCUGCCCCGCAGCUGGUCCCACUACACGGUGCCGGCUGGCAUGACAGUCAUCCAAUGGGUGUCCGACUUCAGCGAGAGGAUCAAGCAGCUUCAGAGCAUCUCGCAGGCUGCGGCUGCGGGUGGCGCCAAGGAGCUGAAGAAUAUCCACGUGUGCCUGGGUGGCCUGUUCGUGCCCGAGGCCUACAUUACGGCCACACGGCAAUACGUGGCCCAGGCCAACAGCUGGUCCUUGGAGGAGCUGUGCCUGGAGGUGAACGUGACCACGUCUCAGGGUGCCUCCCUGGACGCAUGCAGCUUCGGGGUCACAGGUCUGAAGCUCCAGGGUGCCACAUGUGGGAACAAUAAGCUGUCGCUCUCCAACGCUAUCUCCACCGUCCUACCGUUGACACAGCUGCGAUGGGUGAAGCAGACCAAUGCUGAGAAGAAGGCAAACGUGGUGACACUACCUGUGUACCUAAACUUCACCCGUGCGGACCUCAUCUUCACUGUCGACUUCGAGAUUGCCACCAAGGAAGACCCACGCAGCUUCUAUGAACGCGGUGUGGCGGUGCUGUGUACAGAGUGAGCCCCGUGCCCCCACCCCACCUCCAACCCCUCAUGGUAAAGCUCCUAUGGACGGUGACCUAGUGCCCGGAGGUUUGGCAGGUCAGGAUGGUCAGAGGAAAGUCGGCGGUUUGCAGUCAGAGAGAAGGACCGAGUGGGACUUUGGAAGGAAGGACAGAGGCAGAGGCAUAAGUGCAAAGUUGAGGGUCAUGUGUGGCUGUUCCGGGAAUAAAACACUAAGCAUGAGUGAGCACCGA
This is a messenger RNA of Suncus etruscus (white-toothed pygmy shrew), 14275 nucleotides long. RefSeq names its product dynein cytoplasmic 1 heavy chain 1 (gene DYNC1H1). Bases 91 to 14040 code for a protein of 4649 amino acids. Gene Ontology annotation, cellular component: dynein complex. The record is from RefSeq and is a predicted model, not a curated record. Lineage: Eukaryota; Metazoa; Chordata; Mammalia; Eulipotyphla; Soricidae. The transcript has 78 exons. Gene Ontology annotation, molecular function: ATP binding; ATP hydrolysis activity; dynein light intermediate chain binding. Gene Ontology annotation, biological process: microtubule-based movement.